GUAAAUGCGGCAUGGCCUAAAAGGGAAAUAACGGCUGGUUGGCGCGAAUGAUAGGUGGGCUACUGCUAUUUUAAGCCUAUUCUGGAUUUCGUUUAGCCCUGUCAUCACCUGUAAUCGAUAAGAGAUCUUUCCCCUAGCUUGGUCCCACUGCCGAAUUAUCCAAUCCUCAUCCUUGCAAUCCCCUGACGUUGCAUUCCCGACUUUCAACUGGACAACCUUGCCUUGGUUAAUCAACACUCUUUGAUAUUGGAGAUAACUUCACCAAACUAAUAUACCACCAUUUCCCUAACCUAGGUAGUGACUACCCCUCAAAUUGAGAUGUGAAAAGGGGCCAUAUCGAAGCAAGCAGCCGUUAACCGUUAAUUUUAUUUAUUUGAGACCUAGGGGAUAACAACAUAUCGGUUUAUUUACUUGAUUGUCGAAGCGCCUGUAGCUUGUCUUUUUAGACACGUAACGCUACAUACUCCAGAUACUAUCACCACGUUGAAUAGCGCCAAACAACACAACAAACCGCGACCACACGAUUCGAAAGAUGAUCAGGUCAACCCAGAUAGCCCGUUUGGGCGAUGGCUUGAUGCUCUGCGCAUCUGUUGAUGACGAACAACAAUCAGAAUCCUCUCUCCCCGAAGUCAAGUCGCAAACAAAAAUCAUACUACGACGACUAAACCGCAACGCCGAACCCCAAGCCAGCAUCGAAAGCGGCAACUACACAAUCCACUACCUCAUCGCCAACGACAUAGUCUACAUCUGCAUCAGCGAGCGCUCCUACCCGCGCAAGCUAGCAUUCACCUACCUCUCCGACCUCUCCACCGAGUUCGCCCAGUCCUACCCCGCGCCCCAGCUGCACUCCCCGUCCCUGCGCCCCUACGCCUUCAUGGAAUUCGACACCUUCAUCACCCGCACCAAGGCCCUGUACGCCGACGCCCGCGCCACCCAGGGCCUGGGCCGCUUGAACGACGAGCUGCGCGACGUGACCAAGGUCAUGACCAAGAAUAUCGAGGAUCUGCUGUAUCGCGGAGAUAGCCUGGAGCGCAUGGGCGAGAUGAGCUCGCGGCUUAAGGAUGAUAGUCGCAAGUAUAGGAAGGCGGCUGUGAAGAUCAAUUGGGACUUGCUGAUCAAGCAGUAUGCGCCUAUUGGCGUGUUUGUGCUGAUUGUGCUGGUGUUUAUUUGGUUCCGGUUCUUUUGAGGUCGGUUACGGAGUGGGUAGUGGUAAGGGGUAAGGGGUAAG
This is a messenger RNA of Daldinia decipiens, 1228 nucleotides long. Its product is annotated as snare-like protein. The record is from RefSeq and is a predicted model, not a curated record. Bases 533 to 1186 code for a protein of 217 amino acids. Gene Ontology annotation, cellular component: endoplasmic reticulum-Golgi intermediate compartment; endoplasmic reticulum membrane; Golgi membrane. Gene Ontology annotation, biological process: vesicle fusion with Golgi apparatus; retrograde vesicle-mediated transport, Golgi to endoplasmic reticulum; endoplasmic reticulum to Golgi vesicle-mediated transport. The transcript has 4 exons. Gene Ontology annotation, molecular function: SNAP receptor activity. NCBI's taxonomy places the organism in Eukaryota, Fungi, Ascomycota, Sordariomycetes, Xylariales, Hypoxylaceae.